UGUAAUUUAUAAAUUUGACAACAGUGUAUUCUUAACAUCCUUCCUUUAUUAAUGGUUUAAUGAGUCAGCUGCAACUUUCCACAAUUUCGCCAAUUUUAUGUGAGUUCUUAUCAUGCAUGCUCUAUAACUAUAAGGAAUGAAAGAAGAGAUAAUAUCAUUUAUCAAAUUUUAUGAAAAGCAAAUACGAAUAGCUAAAUGAAGUGCAAGCAUCAAACAAUAUUCAUUUAUGAAAGUUUCUGACGUAACCUUGGCUGAAUCUUUAAACUGUAUUAUGGAAGAGGUAAACCUGGUGCUAAUAAUUGUUUUGUUUCUAACAGGACAAUGACCGCAAUAUGUUUCGUUUGCAACCUCCCGAUACUGUCGCACCAAGUGGGGUUGGUGUGGGCUGGAGGCAACGGGUGGGACGAGCUGACGCGUUCUACCUUGGAGGAGUCCACCUUGCGUCAAAGGCUCGGCAGCCGAAGGGAUUCAGCCGCUCAGGUGUCUUGCCUAUCACCUCCAGAGCCAGACGUCGAGAACCAACCAAGAGGAGGACCAAGACGUCGCCGCUCUUCGCUGGCACAACUGACAGACAUCCUCCGCGAGUGGGGUGGCGGCGGCAGCAGCAACGCACCGCGCCGCACCAGGGCACCACUGUCCAGACGCGAGACCCUGGCCGAUCUCGCCCGCUCCCUACCUUGGGCGCGCCACGAGCCUCCCCCGCGCCGCCGCCGCGACUCCUCCGCCGACUCUGGCAUAAAAUCAAUGGCCUCAAAACGAAGAGACUCCAAAGCCGCACCACAAGACUUCCGCGCAGAAUUCCCUAACUACUGGGAACGUAAAGAUUCUACCACCAUCAUGCCCACAAGAGAACGCCGUGUCAAAAGACGUGGCUCAGGUGACGAUAGUAAAGACCGCCGAGAUUCAGUCGAUGGACACAGACAUCGCAGGGACUCGGUUGUAGCACCACCUCGAAUAGUGGCUACCCACAGGAAACGAAGAGCGUCGCCUCCUCCACCUGUUGCACCUUCAUUUGUAGAUGCCUCUUCAGAUCCAGGGCCUUCUACCCAACCGCCUUCGGUGACAGUAGUUGCAAUUCAUGAACCGAGCCGUUCAGACGGAGAGUGUCAGCCUAUGACUAUGCCAACCAUUAUCACAUCAGCGGUUACUCCAUCUCCUACGUCACCGACGAUACCUAGUACAACGCAAACUACUCAAACGUCACAAACAACUCAAGCUACUCCAACAACACAAGCAGUAACUCCCAGUGGUCGAACUCCACCAAAUUUAGGUGGUAGGAGGGAUUCUACAACACAGUGUGGCCGAGCUAGAAGAGAUUCACGGGCAGCGGCUAGCCCGGAAAGAAGAUUAGGAAGGUUGCAACGGCAGGCUACUGCAUUUGAUGACCCUAAUGGCCCGCCUGGAGCGAGGCGUCGUGAUUCUGGGCCAUCAUUGGGUCCCGAUGAUGAAGGCAGAGCUAGAAGAGAUUCAUUAAGCCCUGAUUCUGCAGCUCGGCCUCGACGCGAGCGCUCUCAGUUGAGUCCGGACCGAGCGGGAGGAGGUGAAUUAAGUCCAUCCGCUGCCAGACGACGAGGACGAUUAAGGAGGCAAGCUUCAUGUGCUAGAGUAGGUCGGGCUCGCAGUCCGGAAUCGAGUUCGUGUUCAAGUCGCGACCCGAGCCCGUGCGCUAGGCCCCCCGAACGGACUAUAAUACGACGCCAAUCAACAACGGAAGAAAUACUCAUAGCUAGAGGCUUCCGACGACAGUCUACUACAGAGGAAAUGAUCCGCUGUCGAAAUUUCAGGCGUCAAAGUUCGCAAAGUGAUGACGCUUGCAUGCGAGCGAGGGGACGUCGUGACUCUUCUACCCAGAUACUAGAUGGCACCAUCGGUACUAUGACUGUGGAGACGACCAGCACGUUCUUCGAUUCCAGUACACAAACUGGUAAGUAG
This is a messenger RNA of Chilo suppressalis (striped riceborer), 1932 nucleotides long. NCBI's taxonomy places the organism in Eukaryota, Metazoa, Arthropoda, Insecta, Lepidoptera, Crambidae. The record is from the annotation of a GenBank genome assembly.